Molecule: messenger RNA, 1703 nt
Organism: Colias croceus (clouded yellow)
Lineage: Eukaryota; Metazoa; Arthropoda; Insecta; Lepidoptera; Pieridae
Product: phospholipid phosphatase homolog 1.2 homolog
Exons: 6
Coding region: 240-1109 (289 amino acids)
Biological process (GO): signal transduction; phospholipid metabolic process; phospholipid dephosphorylation
Molecular function (GO): phosphatidate phosphatase activity
Source: RefSeq, a predicted model, not a curated record
UCAAGCUUCCAAUUUUGUACCUACUUUAAAUUUUGAAAACUUUGUUUACUUACUCAAUAAUUUAAUAAAUAUUAAUAUACGGUUUUACAUACACAUAUUCCUAGUAAUAAAUUGGAAUAUUUUACACAAUAAGAGCAAUAAGCGCAAGAUUUAACAAUACUCCGUGGCAAAACAUACCUAUUGUAGUCAUUGUAGUUUACAAUUUUGUUUAAUAUGUAUUACGUAUCGGUGAAUCAUUUAUGAAAGGUUUCCCCUGUGAGUUAGUGUGGAAUUACUCAUUUAAAUUCCGUCUGUUUUACAUAAUGAACGUUCAUGCUGUGAAAAUGUGGAGAAACUUGAAAGUAUUGUGGUCGAAAACAAACCGGUGGCACAUAGCUCUAUUCAUAUUUGCGGUAGCGGAAUUAAAUUUGAUACCAGGAGGGCAGGUGGGCUUCCAAUGCAAUGAUCCAGCCCUCUCACACCCCUACACAGGGGACACUGUCAAUUGGAAGUGGUUGAUGGUCACUACAAUAUUUUUACCUUUGGCUGUGUUACUACUAGUUGAAAGAAAACAGUGUCCUGAAGAUACAGCCAAACACCAAGCGCUAUUCUGGUACAGGGAAUAUUUAUUUGGAUUCCUGUUGAACCUCACAAUAGUACAGACUUUGAAGUUAAUAGUUGGAUCUCCGCGACCUCACUUCUUUGAUACUUGUGGACCUCAAGAAGCUACUACUUGUGUUGAGUCAGAUUACGUACCAAGCUACACAUGUACCAAGGCGCAUUGGCUGAAGCAGUCGAACAAAAGCUUCCCGUCCGGACACACCUCGCUCGCGAUACACGCGGGCGUGUUUAUCGCGUACUACCUAUACAAAAGGGGCCAAUCCCUCCCCGGUCGCAUGACACGCACGAUACAGGGUGUUUGCAUAGUAGCCGCUAUAGUGUGUAGCGUGUCCCGAGUGUGGGACCGGCGGCACCACUGGUGGGACGUGCUCGCCGGUGCAGUACUAGCGGCACCAGUUCUGGUGUAUACAAUAAGAACACUCUGCAUGAACUUUGCCUGUAAACAGCCCGAUGAACAGAAAGAUGGAGAAACAACAGAUACUCAUAACGGAAUAGUCAAUAAGUCAUAAGCAAUGAACCUCUGGUAUUGCUAGUCCUAUCGUGAUGUUAUUAUAAGUAACGUGUAGCGUAUCAAUCAUGCUAUUUUCUUAAUGUAUGUCGGUCUAAUUUAUUAAGGAAAUAUGGUCUUAAUUUAUCAUUCUGUGAUUUUAGUUGUGUAUUUGAUUUGAUUCCUAUUUAUAUUAUAUAUUAUGUAAAAUUCUUGACUUUUCUUGGUCGUGUGGUUUUUAUUUUAGAUACGUUUGAAUUGUAUAAAGUUUCGGAAUUCAAAAAUGUCAAUUUGUUUUUAAGCAAUUAUUUUGCAGUGUGUUUUACAAGAAUUAGGUAUUAUAAUAAUUAUUAUAUCAAAAUAGAACACUAAUAAGAAAUAUCGAUAGCUAUUUUAAGGACAAUCGUGUAUAACAUGUCUUGUAAGUUGUUUACAACAAGACAAUUUUGAAUAUUUAUAAUAUGAAGAAAAUUCAAAAUUUGUUAGGCAAAUGAAAUGUUUUAUUAAUAAGAAGCAACUGUGAGAUUAGAUAUUACUCAUUUAUUGAUCCUCUUGACUAAAACUUGUUUUAAAAUGAAAAUAAUGUAACGUUAAUUCAACAAUUACUAUUUUACUU